AUGUCAUGGGUUACAGAUGCGAGUGCUUUGGAAAAAACUGUAUAUAGUCGUCGUUCAUGUAAACUCGUUCAUCUCAUUAAUGACUUGCGGGAUGCUGGAGCACAUAUUGAGCUCUCUCUACCCACACUCGUUGUUUGUGGUAAUCAAAGUGUAGGAAAGUCCAGUUUGGUUGAAGCGAUUUGUGGCAUCACUUUGCCAAAGGCUGCUGGUACAUGCACUCGGUGUGUUACCGAAGUUCGACUGUCAGAGUAUUCUGAUGUUGGUCCAGUGGAUUCGGUUCGUAAAAAAUCCGUUGCAGGCGAUCGUAACAGCACUGAAAGUACAAUCACUCAAGGUGUAUACAUUGAUGCUCUCGAUACAGUCAGCAGUGGUUCUGUUCCUAGUGCAUUCCAUAUUGAUGGUCAUGAAAAAGAAUCUUCUACUUGGUCAUGCACCAUCACUCUCCGUUUUGAAUACGAUGAGGCUGGUAUUCCACUUAGAUCCAUCAGGGAAGUUCUAUUCGGUCCACCUCUUGUUGAAAAAUCUCUGGUUGCUUUGGCUGUUCGUCGAGCCCAAAAAGCUUUGUUGAAUCCCACACUCGAUCCAUCUGUUUUUCUCACUCACAUCUUUACUGACAACGAUCAAUCAAACUCGGAUACUAAAUUCAAUCAGCUCAAGUUUACAAAAAAUAUCGUAUGUUUGGAUAUACAGGGUGCAGGCAUUAAUCUCGCCUUGGUAGAUCUUCCUGGUAUUAUCCGUAAUGUGGAGCAUCCCGACGAUGCAAUGUUUAUUCCAAUGAUUGAGGAUCUUGUGAAAUCGUACAUUCAAAAAGAAAGAACAAUCAUUGUGGCGACAAUUACAUGCAAGGAUGAAAUGGAAAAUCAAGCAAUCGUGCAUUUGGCAAGAGAGGUAGAUCCAACAGGUAUAAGAACCAUUGGCGUAUUGACAAAACCAGAUACAAUUGAAUCCGGGACGGCUGCAAGGUGGGCUGAUAUACUGAUGGGUAACUUGUAUCCUCUUAAACUCGGUUAUUUUAUGGUUCGUUGUUUAAGCAAGGCUGAACUCGCUGCUGGAAAUACGUUGCAGGAUGCACAAAAGCUGGAAAAUGCAUUCUUUGCUCAAUCGCAACCAUGGUCUACUCUACGUCGCAAAUCUGCCAGAUUUGGUGCUCCUGCCCUUAGAUUCGAACUGAGUCGUCUUCUCAUCAACUUGGUCGAUAUGAGUCUUCCACAGAUCAAAUCUUUAACUGAAACUGCUAUCGAGGAUGCAAUCGCUGAGUUGGGAAGUAUUCCUCCUGCUCUAGGUGAAAAUGCUCGUAUUGAGCUGUUUCAAAUGAUUCGACACUAUUGCACAUUGGUGACAUUCAACAUUAAUGCUCAGCACGAUUUUAAGCUAUUUUAUCAAAAAGUUAGAAAAUGUUUUGAAGGAUUGCGCGAUCAAAUCGUAGAUACUAGACCAAGAUUCGAUUUGGAAAAAAAAGGAUACUCUGCCACUGUUGCACCUGGAAACUUUACCGAUUCAUUCAAACCAGAUGUAAAUGAUCCACCCUUGAAUGUUUCUAAUAUUUCAAAACAAGACACCUCGUCUUCAAAAAAACCAACGCCUGGAGCAUCCUUUUCACUUGCAUCAUCUUUUUCAAUGGUGAUUCCAAGUAUGUUUGUAUCCAAUUCAAACCACACAGUGUCGAGUGAUUCCAUCAAAGCUAGUACGGCUAAAGCAAACGAUUCUGGAUCAAACCCCUAUACACAGUUUCACCCACCCAGCCUCAACUCGACUCCAACAUCAUGGAACACCUCAGUUGCAGAGGCUUGUAAACUCAAUAUGCGACGUGCACUUACACUGGCAGAUCUACAACGGGUGGUGGAUGCACAAAAAGGUCGCGAGCUACAAGGCUAUUCACCCUAUGGAGCAUUCACGUUUUUAAUUGCUGCAUGUCAGGAAGAAUGGAAACGGUACGCUAUCGAAUGUCUUACCAAUGUGGCAAAUGAACUUGCUCAAUUACUACUCGAUUUGACUGAGCAAGUGUUUGGUCGGUUUGCAAACCUUCAAGCACAAUUAAGACUUUUUACGCAAAUGUUUUUGAACGAGCUGCAAAGAGUGUCCAUGGAACAAAUUCAUCACGUAAUUGAAAUGGAGAUGCGACAUCCAUUUACGUUAUCGUCGAGAGUAUUUGUUGAUCGUAAAGCACGGUAUAUUAAAAUUUUGAAUGGGUCAGUGGAUUCAACUGCAUCUACACCUAUUACACCAUCGACGUCAUCGAUCGAGGAUACAUUUCGUGCUUCGUCUAUAUUUGCUCAGGAUGGGUUUUUUCAUCUUUCGAUUGCUGGAAAGCUGAAAUCGUAUCAUUCUACUGAUAUUUCGAUUUUGGAUUUGAUGGCAUCUACUCUUGCGUACAUGGAGAUUGCAAUUGGAAGAGUGUGCGACACGAUUCCUAUGACGAUUGAACAUCAUUUCCUAGCUCGAUUUGGGGAUAUGCUUGAAAAGGAGUUGGUUAGUCAAUUGGGAGUUUUGGAUGGAGAUGCUGAAGGCAUUGAGGUGUUAUUGAGGGAGGAUUGGGGCGUGGCGGAAAGAAGAGCAGAUGUGGAAGCUAAAAAAGAUCGUUUGGAGAGUGUUUGGCGAAGUUUACACAAUUUUGGAAUUUAAAUGCUUGAUCCAAAUCCAUGCCUGCAUACACAUUCAAAAACUACAUUCCACUGGAUCACUCGAACAAAUAAAUACAUUGAAACUAUCGAUUUAAAAUGAUAUACGUUUAUUCUGUAUUGGGUUCGUACCCGACUAUAACAAAUGGAACAGUGGUUCAUGAUCGAAUAAAAUAUACCCAAAUAUCACUAAACCCAUUAAAUGACUACACUACAAAAAUACAAUUAAAGUGUAGGUUUAAAUCAACAACAAUGACAAACGGUAAAUCAAAAGUGAAAGAAACAGAUGAAGCAAUAAAAUACAAGUCAAAAGCCUCGAAUGAAAAGGAAUGAUGGAAAAUGAAAGCCAGUCAGAAAGCAGAAGCAUGGCAUAUGAUGAUUCAACCCAGUACGGGGUUUAGAGUCCAGGAGUGCUUUGAGAUGCUAAAUGAAUUUGAAAUUGCUUCAACUGCUGAUCUGUGUAGUUCAGCAUAUACAUCAAGUAGGCCAACAUCAAUGCAUUCAAUACAAUCAGCACGCCAAUGAGUGUAACCAAGGUGCUCUGGUCAGUGCUUGCAAGUGAACUAUGUUUUGAAUCGAUAUGGUUUAUGUUUUUGGGUGCCAGCACCCCAUAAUAAGGUUUUUCUGCAGUAUCAGAAAGUAGAGGAGUAUUAGACGAAACUUGGCGUUUCUCGCGGUAUCGCAUCGAAGAGAUCUCGGGUUGCGGUGCGUUUGUAUUCGUCAAGUCUGAAGGUUGAAGAGACUCACUUGUAGAUAUAUUUAAAGGAGUAGGCGAC
Molecule: messenger RNA, 3394 nt
Organism: Batrachochytrium dendrobatidis JAM81
Lineage: Eukaryota; Fungi; Chytridiomycota; Chytridiomycetes; Rhizophydiales
Exons: 2
Coding region: 1-2622 (873 amino acids)
Cellular component (GO): cytoplasm; microtubule; membrane
Molecular function (GO): GTP binding; GTPase activity; microtubule binding
Source: RefSeq, a predicted model, not a curated record